GGUUUUCAUGUCGAAACGACUUUCUUGAGUAGCAGACGACUAUUGUAUAAGUCAUGUGGUAAGGAACGAGAUUACACGAGAGUGAGAAAUAACAUUAAUAUUCUUACUUUUUGUCAUCGAUGUGGCUAGAUAAGCCACUCUCCCAGUACAUCAGUAGUCUCAAAUCAUUCUGUUUAGAAGCUCAACAGACUGCUGACCAGUUAACAGGGAUUCUGUGGAAUGGGCCUUCUGCUUGUUACAAGCAAAUAUCAGACGCAAAGUGUUUCCCAAGCUUUCCCAUUUCUAAACAUAAUAUGGCUUCUCCACCACGUUUUGCAUAUCUUGAUUUGGAGAAUAGCCAAAAUCAAAACAAUACCAACACCAAGGCUAAAUCCAACAAUGAAAUACCUGCUGGUGCCAGCAGCUUUAUGGAGGUUCUUACCCCAACUACAUUUUCUUUGGCUCUGGAAAGCAAUGCUGGAAUUGACUGCUUUGGGAAUGAGCGCCAUGCCUUGGCCAACCAAGCCAAAUUUUUUAAUAACCAGCUUUUAAGUGAUAUCACAUUGGUAGUUGUGAAGAAAAAAUAUUUCUGUCACAAAUUGAUUCUUGUGAAAUCAAGUGAUGUGUUUGAACGUAUGUUUAGUUCUGAUUGGGAUAAAUCCCAACGGAAGGAGAUUGAGCUACAAGAGGACAGUAUGUGUGCCACUGUGUUUCCACGCUUUCUUAAAUUUCUCUACAGCUGUCACGUGCGUUUGAACAUUGGCAAUACACUUUCCAUGCUAAUCCUUUCUGAUAAAUAUAAUGUAGAAGACCUUCGUAAUGUUUGCAUAAACUUUGCCUGCACUUGCAUUAUUCCACGACUACAAUUGAAAGAUGUUUUCCACAUAUGGUUCCAGUAUGCGACAAAGUGCUAUCACAAAAAAUUAGUGCAAGCUUGUGUACAAGCACUGUCUGAAAAAAUGGAUGAUAUCAUGAUGUCAGUUGAGUGGGAACAAGAAUGGCUUACUAUUGAAAGAGAUCAGCUUAUUGAAUUCUUGAAGAGUUCUGAGCUGACCAUUAAGGAUGAAUAUGAACUCUGGGAGGCUGUACUAAAAUGGUUGCUUUCUACUGAGCAUCCUACAAGAGCUGAAAACCUACGCAGUAAUGUAAAAACAGUAAUUGAACACAUUCGUUUCCCAAUGAUGACUCCUGAUCAACUAUGUCAAGUGGAGAACUGUAAAGUUGUUCUGGAGAUGCCUGAUAUAUUUCAGCCAUUCUUGAUGCAAGCCUACAAAUACCAUGCCCUCCCUCUAACCAGUAGAGCCAUGAUAAAAGAAUUCACUUCUGCUAGCUUCUUGCUACGUAAUUACACUGAUCUUCGUUGGGACAAGCGCGUUGUUAUUCAACGCUACACAGAAUGCCAGAAAUGUGCUGAGGUUAGUUUCCGAUUUGCUACACGUGCUUCCACAUUUCCUGCUCAGACGUGGGAGUGGGAGCUGAAGCUUCAUCCAAAAGGCUUUUCUUCAACUUGUGAUGACUUUAGGGCUGUUUUGUACUCCAAUCUCAUUCUUGAUCAGCCAAGACCAGUGGAAUAUUUGCUGUCGUUAGUUGAUCGAGAAAAGAUUCUGCACUCAGUAAGUGGUAAGAAAAAUUUUUCCAAAACUAGGUAUACCACUGACACUGAAAUGGACAAAAAGAUCUCUCUCAGUGACCUAUCCCAGCCCAACUGUCCUCUCUUGAUUGAUGAUAAUCUUGUUCUACAGAUUGUUCUUAGGCCAGUUGGAUAAAUGUUUGUCUUUUAUUGUUGUUUUGUAAACGUCUAAUGUCUACUGUCGUCUAAAGCCACUCACUUGCUUCCCAUCAGCUUUACAUAUUCAUGCCUACAUAUACACAAGCAUAUACUUAUACAUAUAGGAUGAUUGAAAUAAGCUCAACAAAACUGUUUCCAUUUAAACUAUUGUGAUUUUUCAUUUAAAAUCUUUUUUGUUAUUUUUGUUUUAUUUUUUGUUAAAAGAAAAGAAAAAAUGAAACUGAUAAAAUGUAUUUUCCCUCCUCAGAUUAUGCUUAGAAUAAUUUUAGUAUAUUUUCCUUUUUGUCUUUUUUUAAUACUGUGUCCAUUUAAUCAUAUCUGGAUCCUGCUGAAGCCAGUAGCUAUUGAAACAAUAUUGGUAAAUGCUUUUGCUAUAUUAACCAAAGAUAUAUAUUUUUUGGAUUAUGAACAAUAUUUUUUAACAUUAUAUUUCAUAUCUGAAGUUUUUAGGACUUUUUCUAGUAACAACUCCAUUUGUUUUUCUGGGAUUGAGUAAACUUGUUGUUUAUUAAUUGUUACACUCACAUUAUUACUGGUUUUGCAGUUUCUGUGCUAUAAGUGUGGCAUUUGAAAACAAGAUAACACUACUAUAGUUUUCAUUGACAUAAGUAAAACACCUUAACAGUUACAUUUAUGAAAAAGGAGAAAUUUGCAAUAAUUUAAGAAAUUAAAAAAUUUUUAUUGUGUCUAUUUCACUGAUUACAUCCAUGUUGUAAUAUUGACUUCAUGUUCAUACUUGCACAUGCUUUGCAUGUAAAAUUUCAACAGCCUUUUGUUAUGAAUUAGAAAUUAAAUAAAAAUUAACUGAAUGGAAAUUUGGUAUAUGUAAAGCAUAGUUAAACAGACGUUUAAAAUGUGUGCACUAAAAUACAAGACCAGGAAAGAAUGAGCGUAACAGUUUCAAAUUUCAGUUCAAAUUUUGCUAAAGCAUAGCUGAAGUCUUGUGCUCUCUUACCUGCAUUGUCACAAGUAUGAGUAUUCUAUUAAGGACACAUAUUAGCGCGAAGUUCACAGAAACAGUUUGAAAGGAAUUCUGGAAGGUAGCACAGUACCUUUUAGAUAUUUCAGUUAAAUCCAGUACAUGCCAACAUGUUUAAACAUUUAUUUUAAAAGUCUCUUUCUAUCAUGAAAUUUUUGUAGAUUCUAUCUGAAUCAACUUAAUGGAAAUGUUAACAGAUGGAACUUAAUAGAAAUGUUAACAUUAUGAUGGAAAGUUUGUUAUUAAUGUAACAUUCCCUUUAUGAUAUUAUAUUAAGAGUUUUAUGAGUUUAUUGUUGUAAAACUUAACUGAAACACUAUUACAUUCCAUUCAAUUUCAGUUUACUUUUUUAAUAAGAUGAUAACGAAAAGAAUAGAAGUACUUGGUUGAACUUUUACCUGUAACCUUAGUACCUUAUUGUUCUAAGUUCAAAACCAGGCAGGUUUUUUUUUUUACUUUUGGUUUUUCCAGGGUUUAUAAAAUCAAUACCAACAACAUAGAAGUGCUGAUGCCAAAGAAUUUAAUAUUUAUAAAGUAAUCAAAGCUAAAAUUUAGUCAAAUCAGUAUGACUAUAUUUAUAGCUAUUAUUAUGCUCAUAUUUAAGCAAAUAACUAGCUUUUCUUUUCUUCUGAACUUUUCUAAAUGUUAUUAAAUAUGAAGUGAUUUUCCUCAUCAUGGAAUCUGUGAUAAUAUAUUUAAAUGCUUUACAUUUUUUUCUUUAAGAAAGAUUUUUUAAAAAUUAAAUUGUUCAUUAAGAUAAAUAUUGAAAUUUAAUUUUCUUAAUAUGCUAUCUUUGCCUAAGAAUUCUUCUGUGUAUAUUUGUGAUGUUGUUUAACCACAGUUCAGCUGUAACAGAAGAAUAAAUAUAAGGCAGUAUUCAUUGGUUUGCAGCCCACUCUCUCAUCUUCUUUCCACUCAACAGACUGACAGCAGUAAAAUUAAUUCCCUUAGUUUUCAUUCACCAUACUGAAUUCUAAAUAUUAGACUGAAGAAAUAAAAAGUACAACACAUUUACCCUUAACACCAACUUAAGCCCACUAAGCUUAGGUGUCAUUAGAAAGUACAUGACUGACUAUAAACUGGUUUAAAAGACAUGUCUCACUCAGCUUGAAUAAAUGAAACACGCUAUCACAAACUGAUGAGUAUGGUUGUCUUAUACCAACAGCACAAAAUCUUUAAAUGUGAGGAAAUAAUUUGAUUUAGCAACAAACAAUUAUAACAGAUUCUAUAUAUUAAUUACUUUGUAUUUUGACAAGAAAAUACAAAUCCCAUACCCACACAUGCACACACAUUUGACAUCUACAAGUGCUAAUCUAGGACAGUAAAAGAGAACAAGCUCUCCAAUGGGAUUUGAACCUUGUAUCUAUUGUAUCUUUGAGAAGAUGGCAGGUGCUCUUUUAUGUGUUGGUAAUGUAGUCAUCUGGAAUAUGGUAGUUGGAAGUUUGACUCCUGUUGAAAGGCCUGUUCACUUUUAUGCCUCAGAGUGGUGCUUGUUUGUACCAUAUGUAUUUAAAAGCUUAACUGUACAUAUAUAAUUAUUAUAAAUGAUAUAUGUACUCACACACAUUUAUUUAUUUAUUUGGAGUUGUAUGUUUUUCACAAGUUUCUUGACCUGAGACUGUGUUGAAACUGAAAUAGUGUGGAAAAAUCAUGUAAUGGAACAAUGAAGUAGUUUCUUGUUCAGUUGGAACUUCUUUUAUUAAACAGCUAUAGAAAUUGAAUCCACUCCAACCAUUAAUCAAUUGCCAGUGAAAAGGCUUUGAUGAUGUAAUUAAUUAAAACAUUCCAUAAACUGAACCUUUACAUAUUUUUCACUCAUUAAUAACAAUGAAACUACAGCUAUGACAAAAAUAAACCUCUUGUGCAUUAAUGCUUUAUGGAAAAUAUUUUGAAAACUUCACAGUAUUUUGUUAAAUGUUUUUCAUCUGCAUGAUUCAUCUAGAAAAAGAAAGUAAAAUAUUAGUCCAUAUUCUAAUUUUGUUUUGUCAUUCCAAUCAAAAACAUUUACAAGCUGUUGAUAUUAUUGUUGCUAAUCUUGUUAAACAAAUUCUUAGUUUUGAUAUUUUAUAUUUAAAUGUAGACAUAAUCAUUUGUAAGGUAGGUACAUGGCUUGGUAUCAUAUGAUUUCAUAUACCGAAUGUUAUAUUAUGUAUUGAGUAUUGACUUUCAAUAUAAUUGGUAAAGCCUUCCAGCUAAGUUGAACGGAUAGGAUUUUAAACUAGGUACAAGAGUCAGAAGUUUGUAUUAUUACUGUAGUAGAUCCAUUGCAAAGACACAGAGCACUCACUUGCUCUAACUACAUAAGCUAUAAAUAAAAAUGAUAUGUGGUGACAGUCACCACUGUGAGUAGUUGAAUUACUUAUAUAACUGGUAAAUGUUCCUUUAGUUUGUGGUACUAAAAUUAAAUCCUCUUAUGAGUAUAGCACAGAGAGAUUUGGGCUUUGACAGGCUCACUUGGGAAAGAUAUAAUGCAUGGAGAGGACAUCUUAUAGUGACUGAAUAUUCUUUUAUUCUUUUACUGGUGUUAUUUAUUGUUUGUGAUUAUCUGUGCUAACAGCUUUAAGGAUUGUAAUCAGCCAUAUCAAGCCCAGUAUUUUCUUCAGUCAAGUACUAGCUAUCUGAUUGAGAUCAAUAAAAUAAGUUUUACAUUUUUUUUUUCCAUUGAUGAAUGUAAUUUGAUGUACUGUUUUCAGUUGUACACCAUACAUGCAUGCACACACACACACAUAGUUAGGCUUCUGAAGUUUAUAUUUACCAAAUUUCAGUUUCAAAGCAUUGUUCAAAACAAGAUAUAGAAAACACUUUCCCAAGGAAUCACAAUGUAAUAUGAAACCCAUAGCCAUAUAGUUGUCAAGUGAUUAGAUAACCACACAACUAUGGCACACUUUUUUUAUAUUUUGUGAGACCCUGAGGAAGCCAAUGAUAUUGUUAAUUUCCAAUAGAUAUCUUUUUGUUUCAACUUGAUAUUUCAGAGAUGUUUUUUAUAAUAAUCUAAAAAGAAAAUGGUUCUCAUAACCAUUUUACAUUCCCCUAUGUUGCUUGUCACAUUAACUGGGUGAGGCUAGAGUAAUACUACAAUUGUUUCUAAUUUUGUAAAUAUAUUCUUUUACUCUUUGUUCUAAAAAUAUGUGAGUUCAUUUGUUAGUGAACUCACACACACACACACACACUUUAUGUAUUAUUAUUUACAUUCAAAUAAAGUUUAGCUAACAAAUUAUUCUUAAUGAGGAAAAUAUGUGCUCUUAACUGCAGUCAAGCCAGAAUGCCGUUAGUAUGCAUAGAAAAUAUAUUUUGGUGGGUGAGUUUAUUGGUAUGACUUUCUGUACUAGAAGUUAUGGACCAGUGGUUUCCAUACUAGUUGUUCCUGCUCCCAUGAGGAUACUGAGAUUACUUAAGUGUGGACAGUUGUAAGAAAGCAUUAGGUUUAUUGUUGUUUUCAAAUUCUUUGUGAUUGAGUUACAAAAGUAGUGGAGAGCUGGACUAAAUUUUUGUGUUCUAAGUUCAAAUCUCAAAAGUUCAUUUUUAAAAAACUUUUACUUUCUCCCAUUCAAAUAUGUGGUCUUGUAUCAGUGUAAGAAACUUUUAACUUUUAUAAUGUUGUAUGACCCAUUCUUGCGGGUAACUCUAGAAAAUUAAACUGAGAAUAAAGCGUUAAGCCAAGAGAACAGUAGUUCAAAAUAAUUUAGGGAACACUAGUAUUAAUUAUUUUGACCAAAAGUGUGAGAGAAAAACCCCCAUUAAAUGCUAUAUUUGUUAUUUACAGUAUUAUACUGUGUAGAUUUAUACUAUAGUUUACAAAUAUUUAAUUUCUUUUUGCCAUUAUGUUCAGGAAUACUUCUUUUAUAAAAAAAAAAGACAGACUUUGAAGUUAUAUAUUUUCUACCUCUGCUUUUUGAGAGGACCAUAAAUGUGUGUUACUGUGAAUAUGUUUGUCAUCAGUUGUAUUAGUUUGUAAUAUUUCUUGUGUGUCUCAAUCAGAAGCUCUGUCCAUUACAUUACCAUAGAAAGAAAAAAAAAAGCAACUAUACAUUUUUUGUGCAUUUUACUCUUGUUAUAUAAAACUGUUUCCA
Messenger RNA from Octopus sinensis (East Asian common octopus), 6817 nucleotides. Its product is annotated as BTB/POZ domain-containing protein 17-like. NCBI's taxonomy places the organism in Eukaryota, Metazoa, Mollusca, Cephalopoda, Octopoda, Octopodidae. Gene Ontology annotation, molecular function: protein binding. The coding region runs from base 120 to 1745 and encodes 541 amino acids. The record is from RefSeq and is a predicted model, not a curated record. The transcript is spliced from 4 exons.